Messenger RNA from Populus nigra (black poplar), 1000 nucleotides. RefSeq lists its product as uncharacterized. Gene Ontology annotation, cellular component: Shu complex. Lineage: Eukaryota; Viridiplantae; Streptophyta; Magnoliopsida; Malpighiales; Salicaceae. The record is from RefSeq and is a predicted model, not a curated record. The transcript has 7 exons. Gene Ontology annotation, molecular function: single-stranded DNA binding. The coding region runs from base 67 to 849 and encodes 260 amino acids. Gene Ontology annotation, biological process: double-strand break repair via homologous recombination.
CUUCAGCUAGCGAACCUCAAGGCGCUUUGCAAAUUUACCAGUGAGGCAUCUCCAUCUCUAACAAGGAUGGUGGAGGCAUUCUUCUCUACGACCCAAAUGGACUUCGACUUCGCUCACCACCACUCCCUGUCCCAGUCGCAGUCCCACCCAUUUAUGCUUCUUUCUGGGCCUCCUUCCUGCGGGAAAACGUCUCUACUUUUCCAGUUCGCUUACAACGUCGCGUUAGAAGCUGAGGAUGAUCGCAAAGUGGUCUUCAUAUGCCACCGUAGCAGGAUAGAAAGCGCCCCUCCUUUUCUUUCUCAGGGUAUUCAACCGUCUUCUGAUAUCUUUAAACGCAUUCAAAUGAAGUAUGUUGAAGACGAUGAAGGAAUCAAGAAGUAUUUUGCUGCAUUCCACCUGCAUGAUACAUUUCCUCUAUCUGUGGUUGUUGAUGAUUUUGGAGACUUUUUCUAUGAAAGGAAAUGUCAAGAGAGAUAUGGUAAUCCUCGUGGAAGAGACUUAGCACUGGUUCGGAUUUUAGCUUUGUGCCACAAUGCAGUAAUGUCCUCAAAUGACAAAGGACACUGCAAGCUUUUGAUCUCUGAUACACACCAUGGAGACUCCCCGAGGUUGCUCUUCCUCUAUAAAAGAUGGGUUCCAUCCAUUUUCACGAUCAAAGGUGAUGGCAAUGGAUCAUUUCUUCUAAAAAAUUACAGCAACGUGGGAAGUGACAACACUGAGAAAAUGAAGAUUGCAAAGUACUCGUUAGUUUAUCAGCGCCUAAUGUUGGAAGGGAUAAUUGAGGAUGAGGAGAUAGACAAUCAUGCUGUUGUUAGUUCUAGUGUAGAGCAAUUAAUCGCCGCUAAAUGAUGUUAUAUGAUUCCAACAACAGUACGGGUAUACUAUCAACGAGCAGUUUUUUUGGAUUAUGUGACUUCUAGUUCCAGUUUCCAGUAAAAGAUGUGCCAAUAUGUGUUUAUCUAUACCCUGGUUUUGCAAAUCGAAAUGUUCAUUUCCAGCA